CGGUCCGAAGAAGAAAUGCUUCCAUCGACGCUGUGACCACCACCACAAUCAACAGUGUGAGAGUUAUGAAAUAUUGAAAGCGGUAAGUUAAUAAAAUACUAUUGGAAAUCAAUAAAAUAGAAUUCGGUUAAUUACAUAUUGUGCUUAUACAAUGUGCAAUGGUAUAGCAUGCUGAUGCUGCUCAGGAGAAAAUUGUCAUUGAAUAUGACACAUCACCGAAGCUCUCAGAUGUUACAGAAAAUGUAACUUUAUUGAAAAAAAAUUCUCGUUUUCCUUAGUCUUUAGAUUUAAUUAAAUCCUUCAUCCAGUCUACUAACCAACCCGAAGACGUGCAGGAUGAUGCUCUAUUUACAGCGAGAACCGCGUGUGAUGCUCUCCUGUCCUGGAAAUCCCACCAGCUCCGCAUGGUCCACCAGGACGUAGCUCGGAUGCUAUCGACAGUCUUGGUGAAGAUUCCACGCUAAUCACGCAAGACUUUGCCAUGAAGUUCUUACCAGCCCAGUACAGAAAGACACAGGCCGAAUUCUUUGGGAAAAGAGGGAUUUCGUGGCACCUUACAGUUUGCCAAAGCAACAACGGCGGAGAGAUUGUCGCGCAAACGUUCGUUCACAUAAUUGAAUCUGGUGUGCAGGAUAGCAAUACAGUAGUGAGCGUGAUGGAACAUGUCCUGCAAACCCUGAAGUGUGAAAAUCGUACCUUGAAUAGAGUGGUAUACCGCCAAGACAACGCAGGGUGUUAUCACUCCGCAACAACAAUACUGGCCUGCAAAAUACUAAGAGAGAGAAGUUCACUGGAUCUUCAUCGGAUUGACUUCUGUGACCCGCAGAGGGGGCGGGGGGGGGAGUCCAUGUGACAGGAAGGCAGCGCAAAUCAAGACCCAUGUUAAGCAAUACAUCAAUCAGGGCAAUUCCGUCACAACGCCUGCUGAACUUAAAAAAGCUAUUGAAUUCAACGGAGGGAUUAAAUGGGUGCGUGUCAGGAUGGUACCUAUUCCCAAGAUUGCUGGACGCAAGAAAAUCAAGUGGGACGGUAUAAGCAGUUUGUCCAACUUCGAGAUAACAUCUGCGGGUGUGAGGUCCUUCAAGGCUUAUGGUAUCGGCGCUGGGCAUUUUCAGUCCUGAACAUCAUUUAAGGGUAUGGACUAAUUGGUUGGUAGAUGAAAACUAUUAUUCGGUGUUAGGUAAACAUUGAUUAUUUACUGGCAAAACAUGCUCAAGAAAUGGCUCACAAUUAACAGUUAUGUUUAUAUGAUUCAUAUGAACUUUAUUGGAAAGCCUUGUCGUCACAUUAAAAAACAUGUAGCAAAGCCCAAAAAGAGCAAUAAAUCUUUCUUCUUCAAAAAGAUAACAACAUUUUAAACUACUUAUUUGUUUAUCUUAAUGUACUAUCCCACAACAACAUUUUUUGCAGGUGUAAAGAAUGUACACCUAUUUGGAAAAAGGCUGCGCUCACUGGGACUACGGAGUGCAAAUACUUUCAUUUAGGUGUGUGCUUUGUUGAAAUGUGUUCAUAAAUUUAUUUAGAAAUCCCACGUGAUAGUGAGUUCGAAUGGAUCGUGGUAAUAAAGCCCAGACGAGCAAAGGGAGUAUCUUCUCAUCCGGACAGUUCAACAAACGAACAGCAACCGGCCAUUGAUGAACGGCAAGUCGGUACCGAUCCAGCUGAUACUGUAGCUAUUUGUUUUCCUGCCCAGAAGACGGCUGCAUAAAAUCCUAUAUGACUCAUGGGCGUCUGCAGCAACACCUGAUGUACGGGAGACACAAUUUUCGACAAAACCAGAAUGUUCCUUUAUUGGACAGGGCAAAGAUAAGCUACGCAGACCGUCUGGAAGAGGAGAGAGGGGGACAAUCAUUAAUUACAAUGUCAGGCUCUACAGAAGUGGGUACAACGUCUGUUUCAGAAGGAUGGGCUUGUCGGGACCCCAAAAGAACUGGCCACCGGUUCAGCGCAAAACAUGGAACAUUCCUGGAGAACAAAUUUAACGAUGGUGUAAAAACGGGCGUGAAGGCUAACACAGAAUGGCAUCAAAGAGAAAAGGUUUCACAGAAUCGGAUGACGAAGCUGAAGAAUUCACGAGGCACCAAGCUGCGGUGAAGUCGAACGUGCUAGAAACUUUAAAACGUAGCUCAUCCUGUGUUGUUUUCAGGCAAAAGCCUAUGCCAAAUGACACGAGAAGAAAUAGGCAACCUGAAAAUCACCCAACUGCGUUCCAUGACCAGUCAUUUUGGCAUCAGCGUUAAAGGGCGAGUGAAGGCGGUAUAUUCUGAUGCCAUGAUUACAAACCUAAAUAGGUGUUCUUGUAAGCACAUCCAUAACUAACACGAACUACUACUACUAUGUGCCCGCAUUGUACUUCUUUAUGGUAUGUUAUAUUUUUAACAUUGUACGUGUGAUGAUCUAAAAGAAAUUAACUUUACCUCAAUAAUAGUCAUAACAACAAUGACAUGUUAAAAAAGAGAUUUUUUGACCUAUCAUUACAUUUGUUUGAAUCAAAUUUAACACUCAUCACCAGUCUUCUCGCGCAAGUAGCUGGGGUAGCGCUCAAGAAAAAGUUGCAUUUUAGGGAUUUCACAGGCGUUUUUUUUGCAAAUGUAAAAAUUGUUGCCCGCAGAUUGUUAUUCUACGAAGCCUCCAGCAAAAUCAUUACGCUCCAAAGAUUAAAGUACUGCAAAAUCUUUUGGGCAACAAAAGCAGAUUCGAAGAUCGCAAAGACGCUCGUGAAAGGAACCGUCAGGUCAAGCGAACGAGUACGCUAUACAGACUGGAUCCAUUCAUCGAUCUGGUAGGACUUCUUCGAGUUGGUGGCCGUAUACGCCGAGCAUCCCUUCCGUAUGAUGUUAAGCAUCCUGUAAUCAUUCCUAAGAGUAGUCAUAUAACAGAACUAAUUAUUCGUCAUUUUCAUGAAAAGAUCGUUCACCAUCAAGGUCGUGGAAUUACGGUAAAUGCCAUUCGACAAGCUGGUUGUUGGAUAACCAACGGACGAUCUGUUGUAGCACGUUAUAUUUCAAAGUGGGUCACAUGCCGAAAGUUACGUCGUGCAAACCUCACACAGAAGAUGUCUGACCUCCCCGAAGAGCGUUUGGAACCAGCUGCGCCGUUUACCUAUACUGGCAUGGAUGUAUUUGGUCCAUGGCUUAUCAAAGAUGGAAGAAAGACUGAAACGAUACGGCUUAAUCUUUACUUGUCUAUGUUCUCGUGCAGUUCAUCUAGAGACACUCAAUUCUAUGGAAAUCGACUCAUUUAUCAACGCAUUGAGACGAUUUAUCAACCAACGAGGAAAAGUUCGUGAAUUACGUUCGGAUCAGAGAACGAACUUUGUCGGGGCUAAGAAUGAACUAACUUCAGCGCUAGGCGAACUCAACUACGAUCGCAUCCACAAUUACCUUUUGAAAAACGAUUGUGGAUAGAAUUCAACAUUAAUACUCCCGAAUCUUCUCACAUAGGUGGAAUAUGGGAAGGUCUCAUCAGAACAGUCCGUUCAGUUCUCGCCGACCUGCUCCAAGAAUUGGCCACACAACUAGAUGAUGAAUCAUUACGUACCUUGUUCACAGAAGCAGAAAACAUUAUUAACAGUCGACCUCUCGUAGUUGAAGAGUUAUCCACUGCAGAGUGUCCUGCUCCCUUAACACCCAAUCAAUUGUUAAUCAUGAAGUGUACGGUUGUAUUGUAUCCCCCAGGCAACUUUGAACGACAUGACUUGUAUUCUCGUAAACGAUGGCGCAGAGUACAAUAUCUGGCCAAACAAUUUUGGAUCAGGUGGCGACGAGAGUAUUGUGCGCUACGAUAUGAACGAAAGAAGUGGAAUACCUUGAAAAGAAACUCCCAAGUUGGAGAUGUGGUCGUUCUUCAUGACGAAGAUCUCCAAAGAAACAAGUGGCCGUUAGCAAGAAUAGUCAGAGUUCUCCCAAGUAAAGAUGGUCUGUUACGUAAAGUUCAAUUGCAAAUAACGAGAAAUGGAAAACGAGUGAAGUUGGAAAGACCGAUUCAAAAGUUAACUUUAAUAGUAGAAAAAGAUGAAGACCGAGAGGAAUCCCCACCGAGAGAGCAAGAAGAAUAG
Paramuricea clavata is the source of this 4057-nucleotide messenger RNA. The record is from the annotation of a GenBank genome assembly. NCBI's taxonomy places the organism in Eukaryota, Metazoa, Cnidaria, Anthozoa, Malacalcyonacea, Plexauridae.